GCGAAUAUUAACGAACAAUGGAAAAAAGUAGUCCUUUAGUUAAAGUUUCCUCUUUAUCCUCACCUGAGAGACGAAGAUUUUGCCGGCGGUGCUGUCAGAAAAUGGAAAUAGAUAAUAAAAAACCCAACCCGUCUCAGAUUAAGAGCUUUCUUGACAAUUCGCUCAUCGAUGUUGACCUAAACAAGAAAAGGAAAUUAAAGGCCGAGCAAUUGGGCUUGCCAUUACCGAAGCAUCAAUGUUGGAAGCAAAGCUUGUCGUUGAAGCCUCCUCCUACCUUAGGCAGCGUCACAAAAAUAGAAGGGUUCAGUCCCUGCAUUUUCAAAGGAAAAGGAGGGGAUGACUAUGAUGUAUCCGAAAUUGAGUCAGCAAAAGAUAGCAACAGCUUAUCUGAAGAUUCCGACACCUCAAUGUCUAUGCAUGCCGAUGCCAAGUAUUCGCUAUUCAACAGUGUUUCCUCCUGGUCACCCGAUUGGGGAUCCAGCUCCCGAGGUUCCCAUUCUGAUGGUACAACUGUUGCAUCAAGCAGUGUCGGAAAAGAUGUGCUAUCUUCUCCUGGUGAUGAGCUUGAAACUGCCGAUGCCAGACUAGCUGAGAAUCUUCAGGAGACGCUCGCUGAGUAUGGAGACGAUAUAGAUUACAUCUACUCGGGAUAUGGAAAUUAUACCAUAGAGCAAUACCAAGAUAAGGAAAUUGAAGAAACUAUUAAGUCUGACGGGGCAAAUCCAAAUGUUUAUGUUCUUUCAUCCGGACGAUGGAGCGUCAACCAAGAGGCCCCGGAAACCAAAAGGAAACCGACCAUUGAUCAAGAAUUUGAGCAGUAUUUUUCCACGCUUAUGCUCUAGAGCUGAGUAUUUAAAUCUGAACAUCUCUUCUGUUCAUAGUAAUGUGGCUUGAAUGACAUUAAAGUCGAAAUGUAAAACGUGGCUUGCUUUUGGGAUUAUUUUGAGGGAACUCUACCUUUGUCUUUUCCCUUUGUAUCUUCA
Hibiscus syriacus is the source of this 983-nucleotide messenger RNA. RefSeq names its product protein FAR-RED-ELONGATED HYPOCOTYL 1-LIKE-like. The transcript has 3 exons. NCBI's taxonomy places the organism in Eukaryota, Viridiplantae, Streptophyta, Magnoliopsida, Malvales, Malvaceae. The record is from RefSeq and is a predicted model, not a curated record. Gene Ontology annotation, biological process: response to red or far red light. The coding region runs from base 18 to 842 and encodes 274 amino acids.